UAACAUAAAAUAGUUGAAGUAAGAGGCUUCCCAUGGCCGACACUCCCCGUCGGUAUUCCUGCGAUACCGCAGCGGAAACUCUAAACUGGAUGAAUGCCAUCGCCGACUUCUUGUUACGCUUCAGAUCCCUCAUCGACGCCCACGUCGUCAAUUUUUUUAAGGAUAGGCUUUGGGAGACGAUAGACAACCAAUGGAUGGAAUGCCUUAGGAAGGAGCCUGUGGAGAAUCUAUUGGGUAUACCAUCCGCGUUCGUUCAGGAGCACUGGCCUCCUUCACUCAGGGUAUUCAUUGUCACAUUGAGGUCUCUUGUACUCCCUAGAGAGCAGAAUUUGUCAAAUGCAAUGUUGGAAAAUUUCCGCGCAGCUUCAAUUGGCAGCGUUCUCUCUCAAGGAAUGAAUUCAAAGAAAAGACAUGAAGUAGAAAUACUAGCUGCUGCUGUCAACACUGUUGCUCAUUGUGUUAAUUCUCAGAAGGUCAUUGAUGUUGGUUCAGGGCAGGGUUACCUUGCUCAAGUUUUAUCAUUUGAGUAUCAGCUUUCUGUGGUAGCAAUUGAUUCUUCUUUACACCAUUCAUCUGUCACGAGUGCCCGAGCAAAUAGAAUUAGGAAGCAUUAUGCAGCCAAACUGCAUGAACUUCAGCAUGGAGAUGGACUUGUAAAGAUUCCUCAGACUGUCACUUGCCAAGUACUUUCUGGUGAAUUUCUUGCAGCUUUAAGCAUUGGGACGUCAGAAUGUCAGAAACAAGCCAAUGACAUAAGGUGUAGCGUACAAACCAGCUCCCUCAGAAGUUCAGAAUCUGAUGUAUGUAAAGCUGCUAUACUUUCUAAAAAUGGGAAUACAGGAUUUCUAGUUCUUGCUGGGCUUCAUGCUUGCGGAGAUUUGUCGGUAAACAUGCUAAGAGCAUUUGUUGAUUGUGAGCAAGUGAAAGCUCUUAUUUGUGUUGGUUGUUGUUACAACCUACUGUCUGAAGAAAAUUCUGAGAAGGCUAGCUUGCUAUCUGGUUUUCCAUUGAGCAAUGGUGCCAAAUUGUCUGGGUUAACCCUUGGAAAAAAUGCACGCGAUCUUGCUUGUCAGAGUGCAGAGAGAUGGAAGCACUUGACUGAGAGCGCUGCCCGUCAGAAUUUUGAGUUGCAUGCAUUCCGAGCCGCAUUUCAAAUGGUUCUGGAUAAGUAUUAUCCAGAAGUCAUCGGAUCAAGUCCAUCAAUUGGACGGCCUGGGAAGGCUCUGCGACGCCAGCAGAUGAGAAGAGCAGUACAAUCUCAGUUUGGUGCUGAAACUAACAUUUCAUCAUUUAAGUUGAAGGAUGAAAACAAUGCCGGCAACAAAUCCUUUGCUAUGCAAUCUGAUGAAACUGACGCGACUGAAGAACACUGUGAUUGUAGAACCCUAAAAGUGAAUAUAAUUAAUAACCCAGAAGUAUUUUCAGAGAGACCCUGUUGUGAAGGAUAUAAAGAAGCUCAGUCUUCCACAAGCUCUGAUAGAUAUGCCCUUUUUAAAGUAUUCAGCAAGUCUGGAUUACAUCGUCUGGGGUUGGAAAGUCUGCAGGAUUUCAACUUGCUUGAACCUUGGAUGAGAGCUGAACCUUUCUUGGAUUUUAUAGGACCAUAUUGGUCUUUACGUGCUGCCUUUGGUCCACUGCUUGAAACAUAUAUUUUACUCGAUCGAUUAUUAUUUCUUCAAGAGCAUAGUAAUUUUGUGGAAGCACAGUUGGUUCCAUUAUUUGAUCCCGCACUGUCACCCAGAAAUAUGGCAAUUGUGGCUCGAAAAAUUGAUGCAAAUGUGGUCAUUACAUAAAGAGGAGAAGCUGUGCUUUAUAAGAUUAGAAGUUACAUGGCAUUUGUUGUCACAAUUAUUUUGGAUGAGAUAGUGUUUCAGAAUAAUCAGCCUUUCUGCACUUAGAAAAAAAGGUCUCUCAUGCAGAAGGAUAGCUAUGUUGACAAAAGGAUAGCUAUGUUAUCUAAAUUGAACGGCUUGGCAAUAAACA
Messenger RNA from Phalaenopsis equestris, 1983 nucleotides. Its product is annotated as protein RRNAD1. The transcript has 15 exons. The coding region runs from base 33 to 1793 and encodes 586 amino acids. The record is from RefSeq and is a predicted model, not a curated record. NCBI's taxonomy places the organism in Eukaryota, Viridiplantae, Streptophyta, Magnoliopsida, Asparagales, Orchidaceae.